AUGUGGGAAGACACCGACUUGUUAGAAACGCCCACCAUUUGGGAAACCGUCCGGCAUCCACCGCCAUCCGCAUGGCACAUCAAGGCUGGUGCGACGGUUAAGCGCCGCCAGUUUAUCGAGGAUCAUUUCGGAUUCUACAGCGUGUGGAGACCCGAGGUUUGGUCUUCAUGCCGCUCAGUUGCGCAAGCGGACCUCUGUCCCUUGUUGCAUAAAGGACUCGACGCUCGCGAGAUUGGCGACGUCUACUUCCAGUACCAGGUUGACUUCCUCACCUGGUACGACUACGUCAAGGUGAUGGAUCUUGACGAUGGUACGGAAGACUUCGAGCAUGGGUGGCCUUGGGGUGACAAUGACGAGAUCGACCCUUCUGACAUGUCAGACGGUAUCUCGAAAGAGUACAAGGCCUGGCGAGAGGCAAAUGGCCAUCCAGUGUCGGAGCCCAAGCAGAAGGAGAAGGCAUCGGUCUCCCCAAAGCAGGCUCCUCGCGUCUUGCCUCCGGCCAAGGGUCUUGCUGAUUCUGAGUGGGCGCCAGGCAAUCGAGAAGCAGUGGUACCGGAACUUGACUGGGCGGAUGAGGUUCAAGACGCAGCAGACGCAAAGGCUGCCAAGCCUGAGCCCGUAAAACGGGAUCACAAGCUGAAGGCUUCGGCUUUGUCUUUCUCUCCUGCUGGCCCCUCGAGCAAGGACUCCCAGAAGCCUGUUGUGGCGACUCCUCUCGCCCAAACACAGGCUUCUCCAAAGCCUGCCCCGCGACCUGCUCCUCAAAGACAGGUUGCAAAGCCUCCUUCCAGGGCAGGGUCCUCUUCCACGGCUGCUGGUCCCACAGCCACAACCUCUCAGGCACCUCCUCAGGGCAAGCCUACCGGUUGGAAGAAGGGCGCUCAGCAGAAGGGCCCCCAGAAGACUGCCCCGCAACCUGCUCCUCAAGGACAGGUCGCAAAGCCUCCUUCCAGCGCUGCUGGUCCUGGGGCCAGGACUUCCCAUGGAUCUACCCAGGGAAAGCCUGGCAACAAUAACAAGGGUGCCAAGAAGGUUCCCUUGCGACUUCAACAGGGCGCUGGCUAUGCGUCUAUCGCUGCUUCUGGGGUGGUUCAGGGCAGCAAAAUCCCUGUCCCCCGCGAUCCCGUGGUUUCUAAAGAGACCAAGGAGAAGGUUGCGGAGGCAACUACUGCCUUGAAAAACUUCAAGCUCUCCAACGACGCCAAAGAUAAGGCGCGCAGUGAAGCAGCCCAAGAGAAGGCUGCCAUUGAAAAGGCUUUGAAAGACGCCUUUCGAGUGAGAUUCGAUGCCGAGCUGGCCAGGAUACGGGAGAGGAACAUCAAAGUGGAUAAGGAACCUCUUCCGCCGGUCUGGCCUAUGGACGCGGAGUUCCCAAUCCGAAGGGGGUUCUGGCCGUCCUACGAUGUGGGCUUUGCUCCCCCUCGGGCUACGAAGCUGGAACUCCGCCAGCACAUCUGGGACUCUCUCGCGCUCGGGAAGCUUGGGGGACCUUUCCCCAGUCCUUUUGAAGUCGUCCUACCUCCGUGGAUAGACUUCGCCGAUCUUGUUCUGGGCACAGGAAGCACGGUCCUUGGGCCGGUGAUGGACCAGAUGCCUCGAGAGGUUUCCAUCACCUGGACCAGGAGCAAGGAUGGCCGCCCCUGCUCGCUGGUCAUGGGACCCUGUCCUGAGAUGAACCAUAACAUGAACGACAAGAACAUGUUGAAGGCGGUCCGCACCGUAUGGUGCCACAUUGUCGAAUGGACGGCACAUGCGUGGUAUGGCCGCCCUCGUCGUCUUGCGGACUUCUUGGCGACUCAAGUGACCCUCGCGCUGGCAAUGGACGCCAGCCCUAGUGCCUCCAUCCUUAAAUGGGCUAGGGAGUCGUGGGUCGAAUUUGUCGAUAUGCAGGACUUCCCACGUGCCAAGGAGGCCAAAGACGAAUUGAUCCGGUGGGUCCCAGAGAUCCAUGCGAUCCUCCGCCAGCCCAAGAAUCACGUUGAGCCAUUACUCAACGAGUGGGUCGAACGAGAGGGCGACCUCGACGAUCGCCUCUUCGUGGUCAUGGACACAUGGAGCGUAUUGGCUCCAAUCCACGCCUUCAAGUGGAACUUGGAGUUUGAGAAGAGGCGGCUGGACAAGAAGCUGGCCGAGAAGAAGCUGGCUCAGAAGGAGCAGAUCUGA
Messenger RNA from Fusarium pseudograminearum CS3096, 2163 nucleotides. RefSeq lists its product as uncharacterized. Lineage: Eukaryota; Fungi; Ascomycota; Sordariomycetes; Hypocreales; Nectriaceae. The coding region runs from base 1 to 2163 and encodes 720 amino acids. The transcript has a single exon. The record is from RefSeq and is a predicted model, not a curated record.